Messenger RNA from Purpureocillium lilacinum, 831 nucleotides. RefSeq lists its product as uncharacterized. The record is from RefSeq and is a predicted model, not a curated record. Lineage: Eukaryota; Fungi; Ascomycota; Sordariomycetes; Hypocreales; Ophiocordycipitaceae.
AUGAAGGUCCUCCUCGGCAAGAACAAGACCUACCGGCUCAUCCCCCGGGAUUGGCCUCCCGUGCACAAGCGCUUCGUCGCCUGGGCCAUGGCCCCCGAGUUGGCGGUCCUCAUCGCCCUGCUCGUCAUCUUUGGCAUCUCCCAGCCCGACAUGUACCGCACCGACAUGUGGCAGAUUGGUUUCGACAAUAAGCUCAACUCGAACCCUAACAUGAUUCUCUACGCAUACGCCAACCACCGCCCGCUGCCCAAGAUUCCGCUCAUAUGGUCGCUCAUGUUGACCAACUUCAAUGUCGCCAUCUCCGUCGUCUCGCUCUUCUUCCUCCUCGCCAAGCUCAUCGCCAACAUCAUGAAGCUCUAUUACCCUGUCGUCGCCGUCGUCGUCAACGUGGCGCUCAUUGCGCUCUACAGCGUCAGCGUCUACGGCCAGGUCGGCCCCGACUAUGCCGACUCGCGGUACCCUGCUCCGGCGGCCUGGUACUUUCGCAAGGGCUGCGGCCUCGCCAAGCCGUACGGCAAGUACCGUGCGUGCCAGAUUGCGCAGGCCUCGCUCGGCGUCACCCUGGUCAUGCUUGUCCUUUACCUGAUCAACCUUGGUUUCGCCCUACACGCCAUGUGGCCCAACAAGGUCAACGACAUCGUCGAAGACGACGAGGACCAGGCCUCCGCCACGUCCGCGGACUUCAAGGAGAGAGGCAACUGGGAAAUGUACGGCAUGAAGUCCCCCGCCAGCGCGUACGCCUCGCCCUUCACGCCCAGGACGCAGGCGUUCCACACGCUCGACCGCCAGCUGCCGUUGCGUCAGCAGCAUGACGUGCGCAGGUACGCGUGA